CGAUGGCGGCGGUGCGGGGCUGGGCGCUGGCGGCCGCCGCGGCGCGGAGCCGGCCCUACGCCGUGCUGCAGAAGCAGAACCUGGCGCUCCUGGGCAGCGUCCUCAGCGCCCUGCUGCUCGCCAUCGUCCUCCUGGCCCUCUGCGUCUACAAGCCCGUGCGGCGGCGGUAGCGGCGGGGCCGCGGCGGCGGCAGACGACGGCAGCGGCGGGACGACGACGACGACGAUGGCGGCAGAUGGCGGCGGCGGGACCAUGACGGUGGCGGCAGACGGCGGUGGCAGGACCAUGACGGUGGCGGCAGACGGCGGCGGUGCCGACGGGACGCCAGCGGUGGCAGCGAGCGGCGGACGCCCUCCGCGCCGCGUCCGCCCGGCCCGGCCCGGUUUAGCGCCGGCCGCGGUCGCGGUGGCGAUGGCGCCGGCGCCGGGCCGGGCUGUGCUCCCCGGUGAGCUCGGCUCCCCGCCGCAGCGCCGAGUCCGGACGGUUCCUCGCGGAGGCGAACGCCCGGCCGCGGCCGCGCGCCUGCCUCCGGGCGGGAACGCCGACGCGCGAGCAAAACCCGGUUGAGCCCGACACCGGCUGCUUUUACCCUCGACCAAACACCCGCCGACAGCCUCGCGCCGAAACCGCAACGCCGAACCUGUUACGCGUUUGGGUGCGGCGGGGGGUUGCACUAAACACCCGCCUGGCGGGAGCCGGGGCAGGUUACUGCGAUACUGGAAACACUUCCGAGCUUCCAGCGUUGGUAACAAGCCGGUCCGGCUGGAGAGCCCGUUCUCGCCGCGCCGCUCGUCCCCGCUCCCUGGAAGCGGUUGAGCCACGGACACAUCCCUGUUCUGUGCGUCGUGUGUAACGAGCUCAAGUGCUUACACUGAAAUCACACUUGCAUAUGAAUGCUGCUAUUUUUUUUUUUUUUUUUUGCACUGCCGUGAGUAAUAACUGGAUUUUGCUUGUAUGUAUUACUUUGAUAUUUAACAUAGUGGGUUUUUUUAUAUAAUUUAUUUUGAAACUUUACUUCCAGGACAAUUGUGUUGACAUGUUCUCUAAAACCUUGUGUUACAUUUUACAUGUUUUCUGAUUCAGUUUACUUUAAAGGACACUGACCAUUCUCAGUGAUUUUCUUUACUGCUCUGUUAUUUUAGUAAAAUGAUGGUAUGAGGUCGGUCUAGAGCAAAUAUAACUUCUAAUCUACAUGAGAUGAGAGAGGGAACAAGGUAACAUUGCUCUUUUUUUCAGUCGCAUCAGAGUCUUGUAUCACUUUGUCCUUCAUCUGCUGUAAAACUUCCCGCCGGGAGCUGAGUGCUGCUCGCAAGGGGGAGGCCUGGAGCCGCAGCUCCGCGUUCCCUGGAGCUGCGAUCUGCUUGUGCGCGCUCAUUGCUCCCUGCUGUGUCUCUUUGUACAAAUAAAAAGCUGAGCAAGCAA
Rhea pennata is the source of this 1422-nucleotide messenger RNA. It is a transcript of the gene C17H12orf76, whose product is annotated as chromosome 17 C12orf76 homolog. The transcript has 2 exons. The record is from RefSeq and is a predicted model, not a curated record. NCBI's taxonomy places the organism in Eukaryota, Metazoa, Chordata, Aves, Rheiformes, Rheidae. The coding region runs from base 3 to 170 and encodes 55 amino acids.